UGCUGUAGCAGGGCUAGCACACCCGGGAUACCAGCGAAACCAGAGCCUGCAACAUAUGGGACCCGAGAUUGCGAGGGUUGCAGCUAAAUAAGUUUAUAGACAUUUAAAAAAAUACAAAAAAACAAAAAAAGCAAACAAAAACAACGUCAACAGUUGUGGAUCUAUCUAUCUAUCUAUACGUGUAUUUUCCCACUUAAAAUACAUGUUUGCGUUGUUUUAUUAUCGGGACUGGAGAUUUAACGCAUAGAAAGACUUUUGUAUCGUUGAAGAAUUUUCUUAAAUGCUUUUAUGACUUUUAAAUAUAUAUUGGUCCUUUUUUUUUAUCAGUUUGGGAGCGAAAGAAGACAAGAGACCCGAUUUAUCUAAUCUUGACACUAUUCUGCGGGAGACUUCCACGGUUCCUUGAGCGUAAUUAGAGGUUUUACCAAAAGAAGAAAUUCGUUUUUUUUUUUUUUUUUCAAGCAAGGACAACUUUAUCUGGGAUGUUGAGUUCUGUAAAAAUGGAAUCCCACGAAAUUCCAGAAUGGAAUUCAUACUACGCAGAACCCGCAGAGAUGUACACUUCCAUCAGUACAAUGAGCUCAGGGAUGGGCUCCAUGAACAACUACAUCAACCUGAAUUCUAUGGGGUCCUCAGCAGGCAUGAACAUGGCAUACCCAAGCAGUGGGAUCAACGCUAACCCUCUGUCGGGCAUGAGCACCAGCUCCAACCACAUGAGCCUUUCCCCAGUGGUGUCCUCCAUCAAUCCAAGCACCCUGACCCAGCUUGGGGCUCCGACCUCCUCCCUCAACUCUGUCUCGCCCUACCAGAACAUGAGCCAGCCCAUGAGCCAGCUGAGCUACCCUUCGGCCAAGGAGAUGAGCAAGCCUUACCGCCGCACCCUGACUCAUGCCAAACCACCAUACUCCUACAUCUCCCUGAUCACCAUGGCAAUUCAGCAGUCCAACAGCAAGAUGUUGACCCUCAAUGAGAUCUAUCAGUGGAUCAUGGACCUCUUCCCUUACUAUAGGGAGAACCAGCAGAGGUGGCAAAACUCCAUCCGCCACUCCUUGUCUUUCAACGACUGCUUCGUCAAGGUGGCCAGAUCUCCAGACAAGCCCGGAAAGGGCUCCUAUUGGGCCCUGCACCCCAAUUCAGGGAACAUGUUUGAGAACGGCUGCUACCUUCGGCGCCAGAAGCGCUUCAAGCUUGAGGACAAAGCCAGCAAGAAGAAUUCCUCGCUCAAGUCUCAAGAUGCCAAGGGCCAGGACAGCCUUCACGAGGAACACAGCCCCGACCCGGGCUCAGAAGGGGCAGAGUCAGCUCAUUCUGACAACUCCCACCACGGUUCUUCUCCCGAGGAGCAGCAACAGAGAAGCCUGAUCCAGCUGGAAUGUCCCCAGCCACCGACCCAAGGCUCUCCUUCUCUGUCUGCUUCUGGUUCCAAUGCCACCUCGUCCUCCCACCCUCUCCCCCAGCCCAUGGGAGGCAACCUCCUUCUCCCCAGCUCCAUCCAACACCUGGAUCUCCAGAACGACCACCUCAAGUCAUUGGACCCUCACUACAAUUUCAACCACCCCUUCUCCAUCACCAACCUCAUGUCCUCAGAGCAAAAGAUGGACCUCAAGUCCUACCAGGAUCAGAUGAUGGCCUAUAACAGCUACUCUUCUUCUUCCUCCCCUAUGGUGGUCAAGCACAGUUACGAGAGCUCCACCUCAUCGUCCAUGGACACAGGACCCUACUACCACACCCUGUACAGCAGAUCCGUCCUCAAUGCCUCAUAACAACCCCUAGAAAGGAGGCUUGAUGGUUUUUCCUUGGACACAAGAUAGGUAGCGGUUUCUAUCAAAGAACAUUUUGUUGGCUACCCCACCCCCUAACAAAAGGAAAUCAUGUAGCAGCCCUGAAUUUGACUGGUCAGCAGACUAAAAAGAUAAAUUCCGUCCACAAAUUCAAGAUGCCUAUGUUGCUGGACUUCAUGGGACGAAAAAAGAAAUUAAUAGUUAUAAUACUACUACUAUGACUGCUACUAAUUAUAAUAAUUAAAAAACAUUUGGCAGUUUCCUCAGGCUUUCUACAGUGUGUAUAUAACUGUAAAUAUGGUCAGCAGAAAACUAGGGUUCAUGUAUUUAUGAAAUGGAAGAUAAUUCUUAAUAUAUCCUGUACAGUGUGUCAAGUCGUUCUUAAAAAAAAAAAAAAAGAAAAAAGUAAUAUUCUGAAUAUGUGGAAUAGGGUGUACGUUUUUAAAGAUUGCUGUUAAUUUCUCUGUUGUUACUGCAUUACAGGGAUAUUCUGACGUGUUACAAUCAAAUGGAUUUGUUCAACUUUUUAACAAAUCUAUAAUAAUUUUGUGUGCCAAAGUGUAGGUCCUAAAAUCGCUGAUUUAGGAUAUAAGGGAAGAAGACAGACUGGGAGGGAAAUACUCCCUAGUCUUAUUGAGAAUCGAAAUCACUUGAAUUUAACCUUUUAUCAGACUAACGUUGUGUCAAUCAUUAAAAAAAAAAAAAAAAAAAAAAAACAAAAAAAAAAAAAAAAAA
Molecule: messenger RNA, 2516 nt
Organism: Polyodon spathula (Mississippi paddlefish)
Lineage: Eukaryota; Metazoa; Chordata; Actinopteri; Acipenseriformes; Polyodontidae
Product: hepatocyte nuclear factor 3-beta-like
Exons: 2
Coding region: 483-1763 (426 amino acids)
Biological process (GO): regulation of transcription by RNA polymerase II; anatomical structure morphogenesis; cell differentiation
Molecular function (GO): transcription factor binding; RNA polymerase II cis-regulatory region sequence-specific DNA binding; protein domain specific binding
Source: RefSeq, a predicted model, not a curated record